AACGAGAGUAUAACCCUCCAAAAGAACUUGCCCACUAACCCCAUUGCAACAAAUAACGUGUGAACUUUAAGACUUUGAACUUUGGCUCAUUAGCUGCGUCCCGCCCACCACCACCACCACCAUUACCAUUACCAUCAUCUUAAUUAUUCCAUUUCUUAACAACCCCUUUCCUUAUUUUCUCUUCACAUUUCCUUUUAUCACUUGUCUUUCCUUUAUAAAUAAUCAUUAACCCAAACCCAAAUCUUUCUCCAUCUCUCUCUCUCUCUCCCAUAUCAAUUUUCUGUAAUAGUUGAAUUAAAGGCAUGGUGCUAAAGGGCAUUGCUUUACCCAUUAUUACAUUGUUACUAGCUUUGGGAAUCCAGGCUGGGUUUUCUCAGAAUAUUAGCAAAGCCAGUUUUCCAAAGGGCUUCAUUUUUGGGACUGCCUCUUCUGCUUUCCAGUAUGAAGGAGCAGUGAAGGAGGAUGGAAGGGGACCAACUAUUUGGGACACAUUCUCGCAUACUUUUGGGAAGAUACUUGAUGGUAGCAAUGCGGAUGUUGCUGUGGAUCAGUACCACCGUUAUCCUGAAGAUAUACAACUGAUGAAAGACAUGGGGAUGGAUGCUUACAGGUUUUCAAUAGCCUGGUCUCGGAUAUUCCCUAAUGGUACGGGCGAAAUAAACCAGGCCGGUGUUGAUCAUUACAACAAUUUCAUUAAUGCUUUGCUCGCGGCAGGAAUCCAACCAUAUGUGACCCUUUACCACUGGGAUCUUCCUCAAGCAUUGGAGGACAAAUACAAUGGAUGGCUCGAUCCUCAAAUUAUAAAGGACUUUGCGAUGUAUGCUGAGACAUGCUUCAAGUUAUUUGGUGACAGGGUGAAAUACUGGAUGACUUUUAAUGAACCUGAUACAUUUACGGUACAGGGUUAUGAUGUAGGUCUUCAAGCUCCGGGACGCUGCUCCAUAGUUCUUCAUCUGUUCUGCAAGGCCGGAAACUCUGGAACCGAGCCUUACAUAGUUGCCCAUAAUGUUCUCCUUUCUCAUGCAACUGCUGUGGAUAUUUACAGGAAAAAGUACAAGGCAAAGCAACAUGGAUCUGUUGGGGUAUCGUUUAAUGUUAUUUGGUUUGAACCAGAGACUAAUUCAACUGAAGACAUUGAAGCAGCUCAAAGAGCUCAAGAUUUUCAGCUUGGCUGGUUUUUGGACCCACUGAUGUUCGGAGAUUAUCCAAGUUCGAUGAUAACCCAAGUAGGAAGCCGGUUGCCGAGGUUUACUAAAGCUGAGUCUGGUCUUCUUAAGGGAUCUUUGGAUUUUGUUGGCAUUAAUCACUACACUACCUUUUAUGCAAGAGAAAACAAAACUAAUCUGAUUGGUAGUAUACUAAAUGACACUGUUUCGGACUCCGGUGCCUUUACAUUACCUUUCAAGCAUGGGAAACCCAUAGGAGACAAGGCAAAUUCUAUAUGGUUAUACAUAGUACCCCGUGGUAUGAGAAGCCUAAUGAAUUACGUCAAGGAAAAAUACGGAAACCCUCCGGUCAUUGUUACAGAAAAUGGUAUGGAUGACCCGAAUAGCCAAUUCAUAUCCAUUAAAAAUGCUCUCAAGGAUGAGAAAAGAAUCAAAUACCUCAAUGACUACUUAACUAACCUGCUCGCUGCUAUCAAGGAAGAUGGUUGCAAUGUUAAAGGGUACUUUGUGUGGUCGCUACUCGACAACUGGGAGUGGGGAGCCGGGUACUCCUCGAGAUUCGGUCUAUAUUUCAUCGACUAUAAAGACAAUCUCAAGAGAUACCCCAAGGACUCUGUCAAAUGGUUCAAGAACUUCCUAGGGUCUGCUUAAGAAUGGUGUAAAUGAAUUGCAGAUGUCGGUCUCUGAGACUGUUGCAAAUUGCAACACUUAGAACAGUUGUAUGGUAGUUAUUCUUUAAUAAAGAACAUAUUGAUUGUUGUCAAAGAUGUAAGAAAACCGAAAGAUGAAUCGGAGUGUUUAGGAAGGCUAGAUUAUAAUCUUCAUAGUUUUUCAUUCUAUUACACUUGUUAAUGAACAUGCAAUUUUAAUUGCUUUACUUUAAAA
Messenger RNA from Gossypium raimondii (Peruvian cotton), 2051 nucleotides. RefSeq names its product beta-glucosidase 40. The record is from RefSeq and is a predicted model, not a curated record. The coding region runs from base 303 to 1817 and encodes 504 amino acids. NCBI's taxonomy places the organism in Eukaryota, Viridiplantae, Streptophyta, Magnoliopsida, Malvales, Malvaceae. Gene Ontology annotation, molecular function: beta-glucosidase activity. Gene Ontology annotation, biological process: carbohydrate metabolic process. The transcript has 13 exons.